AUGCGGUUCCUCACGGGUUUUCUGCUGUUUUCGGCGGUUUUCUGCGCUUUUUCGCAUCUACAUGCACACGAUGAGCACGAGGGAAGCGGAUUCAUGCCGCUCAACAACCACCAACACACCCAUUACCCUGGUUUGUCAAAUUGCGGAAAUUUUCUUGAAAUAAUCAAAAUAUACUUCUAGAAUUCGAGGAAAGCCAUCAUCAUCACAACGAACGCGGUCAUGAGCAUGAGCACGAGCAUGAGCACGAGCAUGAGCACAAGCAGAAGCCGAAAAAGUUCGAAAGUUUCAACGUUUUCUGCAAAAAGCUGAAUUUUCAGACUGAGCACACUGAAAACCUGGGUCUUCUCGCUUUCCGCCGUCUUUGGAAUUUCCAUCGCUCCGUGCCUGCUCCUUUUUUUCAUUCCAGCACAGGUAACUAUUGAAGAAUUCUAGUAAAAUCGCAAAAUAUUCCAGCAAGCCAACGGACCGUUGCUCAAAAUUCUUCUGGCUUUCGGCGCCGGCGGACUUCUCGGCGACGCCCUUCUCCACAUAAUUCCCCAUUCUCUGUCCCCCCAUUCUCAUUCUAACUCUCAUGACCAUGACCACAAUCACUCGCACGAUCAUUCCGCCCAACUUCGUGUCGGUCUCUACGUGAUCGCCGGUAUUCUCGUGUUCAUGCUCGUGGAGCAACUCGUCCGAAUCAUCAAAGGCGGCCACUGUCAUUCGCACGAGAACGGACACAUUGUCGCCGACGAGCACCGUCAUUUGACGGAGCAGAAUCACGAAAAAAAGGAGGAGAAAGAGAUGGGACUGAAAGACGUGAAAGCCAGUGCAUAUUUGAACUUGGUGGCCGAUUUCGUGCACAACGUCACUGACGGACUCGCGAUCGGCGCCUCGUUCUCGGCCGGAAGCACCCUCGGAUGGGUCACCACUCUGACCGUCUUGCUCCACGAACUGCCGCAUGAGGUCGGCGACUUUGCCAUUCUUGUACAGUCCGGAUUCUCCAAGUACAAGGUGAGUAGAAGUUGUGUAGGAAAAUCUAGGAAAAUGAGUAUUUUCUAUGCACACAAUCGUUGCAGGCGAUCCGAAUGCAAGUGGUAACCGCCCUCGGGGCGAUCACCGGCUGCAUCUUCUCGCUCAUCGUCUCCGAUCCGGGACAGUUGAAUGACGGAGCCGACACGGGUGCGAUUAUGCCGUUCACUGGUCAGAUUUCAGCAAAAUGACAUGUCCUUCAAUUUCCCCCCUUUGCAGCCGGCGGAUUCAUCUACAUUGCGACGGUUUCGGUGAUUCCGGAGCUUCUCGAGUCGGGCGAUCACAAUAAUCUAUCGAAAGUGGCGAAAAUGGCGCAGAGUUUGGUGCAUCUGACGGCCAUUUGUAUGGGCGUCGGAAUGAUGUACAUUGUCAGUUUGGUUGAGUGA
This is a messenger RNA of Caenorhabditis sp. 36 PRJEB53466, 1397 nucleotides long. Lineage: Eukaryota; Metazoa; Nematoda; Chromadorea; Rhabditida; Rhabditidae. The record is from the annotation of a GenBank genome assembly.